Messenger RNA from Cladophialophora yegresii CBS 114405, 978 nucleotides. RefSeq names its product alcohol dehydrogenase. Gene Ontology annotation, cellular component: cytoplasm. Bases 1 to 978 code for a protein of 325 amino acids. Lineage: Eukaryota; Fungi; Ascomycota; Eurotiomycetes; Chaetothyriales; Herpotrichiellaceae. The record is from RefSeq and is a predicted model, not a curated record. The transcript has 2 exons.
AUGUCGACACCUACGAGGACACUGGGCCGCAACGGUCCCCAGGUCACAGCUAUCGGGUUCGGCGCAAUGAGCAUUGGUGGCGCGUACGGCCAAAAGGACACCGAAGCGGAAAAGCUGGCCGUUCUUGACCGUGCUCACGCAAUUGGAGAGCGGUUCUGGGAUACCGCCGACGUGUACUUCGACAGCGAGGACAUCAUUGGCAAAUGGUUCGAGCAAAACCCAGAAAAGCGCAAGGAUAUCUUCCUGGCAACGAAGUUCGGGUUGCAGUUUACCGAAGACUUCCAGCAAAGCGAGAGUUCGGACCCAGAGUACAUCAGGGAGGCGUGCGAGAGGAGUCUCAAGAGGUUGGGUGUCGAGACAAUCGAUCUGUACUAUUGCCAUCGGGUCAACAGGGAGACACCCAUCGAGACAACCAUCCAAGCUCUUGUGGAGUUGAAGAAGCAAGGCAAGAUUCGAUACAUUGGGCUCUCGGAGGUCUCACCAACGACUCUUUGUCGCGCAUGUGCCGUCCACCAAGUCUCGGCGCUGCAAGUCGAAUAUAAUCCCUUUGUGCUGGACAUUGAGAAGAACGACCUGCUGCGCACGUGUCGGGAGCUUGGUGUCGCCGUCGUCGCCUACUCCCCUGUUGGGCGGGGUUUCUUGACCGGACAGAUCAAGGCCCUGGAUGACCUGCCGGCCAAUGACUUCCGUCGCUUGGCGCCCAAGUACUCGCCAGAGAACUUUGUGAAGAUCAUGAACCUUGUGCACAAAUUCCAGGCUGUGGCAAAGAACCACGGAGCCACGCCCGCACAAGCCUGUAUCGCCUGGCUGAUGACGCAAGGGGAAGAUAUCAUCCCAAUCCCCGGCACGAGAACGACCAAAUAUCUGGAGGAGAAUACUGCCGCAGCUAGUCUGAAGUUGACUGGACAGGAGGUCCAGGAGCUGAGGGCGGCGGUCGAUGCAAGUGAGAUCCCGGGUGACCGAUAUCCAGCCAUGUGA